AUGCCCAUUUUCAAAGACCCAGAUCGCCAGUCGCCCUAUGUCUUCCCGCCCCGGUCCCAUGACCAAAGUCAUCCCGACGUCUUGCCCUCUCUGGCUGCCCCGGCGAAAGAAAUAGACAGCUUCCAGGACCAAAUCAUGACCGACGCCAUACCUGACGGACCGAGCACGGAGUCCCAGAAUCGCCCCACGUUGCAGACCAGCGAUCGAGAUGAGCUGAUCCGAAGUAUCAAAAGAGGAGAGAGCCCGACGUGGGUGCCGAGCCCUUCUCUGGAGAAGUAUUUUGCGGCUCACGGAGAUGCUCCGCAAACCAGGCUGGAAGAGUUGCAAAAGAGAACAAAACUAUCUCUUUCACCGGACGAGGAUAUACUGCUACCGUUGGAGCAAUCUCCGAGCAGUGAAGGCCGGAGUUCAAGCAACCUAUCAUUAGACCUGGCAUCCGAGAUCGAACGUCCAAGGUCGGCUUUACAUUCGGGCGAUUUUCACGAGCGUUCUCCUCAUGCCCCAACAGAGUCUGAAAAAUGCUGUUUUGUUCCACAAUCCAAUCUUGGCAUGCCAGCUGCCUCACCUACAAUCCCUUGGGCCUCGCAGGAGAAUCAACCGUAUUCAUUUCAAGAGCCACCGUCAUCGCCACAGCUGGAACGUAUAGGUUUCCUUGACUCCUUUAGUCAAUUACGAGCCUCUUCGUUUGGCUCCAAUGCAACCAACUAUGUUCUCAAACCAGCUACGAGCCCCCUUGUCCAACAGGCUAAUAACCCGGACCUUGAUCUGCCUCCCGGAAUUGAGUCGCUUGAGUUAGCUCCGUCCUCCGCUAAGGCUAAUCGCCGACGAACACUACCGCCAGAUGCGUUCCAAGCAUCGUCGCAAAAUCAACAAUGGAAUCACACCAACAGAGCGUCAUCAGUGUUCCCCCACAGAGAAGGGCUGUUUUCCUAUCAGGGACACCGGCCACGAAAGUCCUUAACAUCCGGGUUUUCACUACAGCCCACCUCAUCUCCUCAAAAUUCAUUUAUUUCCCGCAGCCGGCGUAUGUCCCAUUCAUCUGAGGCGACACUCUCAUACCAUGCCUCCAUGGUUGGCUCCUUCGAAGAAUCUAUUCUUCGUGGUAGAAUGUCGAUGUCUCCAUCAAGGCCCUUAGAUUUCACCGCCCAAAUUGGAGUACUGGGAAAAGGCGAUUGUAAACCUGGCUUGAAAUGCCCUCUUCAUGUGACUGUGUCGUUUCCAGCCGUCUUUUACAGCUAUCCCGCUUCGGGCGGCGGAAGAACUAUAUCAGAUGACAACCCAAGCCCAUAUGUGGGCUAUAUUGAUGUCGAAAAUUCUUUUCCAAAAGAAAACCGCCGGAGUAGGAAAGGUUCCGAGCAGAUAUCAAUACCUCCAAAGUGUCCUUGUCCUCAUAAUAUAAACGAGGAGCGUAUUGCUAAAUUUCAGACGCGAGGAAAAAGAUCAGGGCGAAGAUCUCAGUCUCCGAAGUCUCCACCUGGAGGUUGCUACAGAAUUCCACAGCAGGGACAACUACAAAUCGUAAUCAAGAACCCCAACAAGACAGCAGUCAAGCUAUUUCUUGUUCCUUAUGAUCUUGAGGGGAUGGAACCGGGAACAAAGACAUUUAUUAGACAGAGAUCCUAUUCCGUCAGCACUAUGUCUGACAUGACCGUAUCAGCACAGGAGAAUAACUCCCAGACACAAUAUGAAACAACCAACGAUAAGCCCAUACUCCGGUAUCUUGUCCAUUUUAACAUAUGUUGUCCAUCUAAAGGCCGCUUCUAUCUAUACUCUGGAAUUCGAGUUGUGUUUGCCAAUAGGGUUCCAGACGGCAAGGAGAAACUAAAAAAUGAGUUACACUACCCUGAACCUCGUUACUCUCCUUACAGGCCCACAAAAGGAGUCAAUAGCUGUGUGAUUAAAACCUACUCAGACGCCGCUUCGAAAGGCCCAAAUCCUGAGGUCGGAUUUGAAUUAGGUUCUCAAGGGUUUUUGAAUCUGGUUGAUUUUGGUCCCAGCAAAAUGACGCCCCUGGCAUCUUCAGCGAAGUCUUCAGCCUUGCCUAUUUAUCAUCAACCGAGCAACAAUUCUAUACCAAUGGAAAUGAAUAUAAACCCGAUUCAUAGGCCAUUAAACACAUAUCAAUUGGACUCACUCGAUUUUCCCUAUUUGGAUGAUGAGUCUUUACGGUCACAGGCUUCAAAUACGUUAACCGACUCAAGACCAUGUGAGGAAAUUCGGAGUAAAUUUAGGAGGGAAAAGGAUUUCGACAGUGGAAGAUAUAUUCCUACUCCUACCUUGAAUAAUAUAGGCUCCGGAAGUCUGUUGGCACAGAAGCUGCGCGGUUUUCAAGAUCGUCAUUUUCAUAACAAGUGA
This is a messenger RNA of Ophidiomyces ophidiicola, 2355 nucleotides long. RefSeq lists its product as uncharacterized. Bases 1 to 2355 code for a protein of 784 amino acids. Lineage: Eukaryota; Fungi; Ascomycota; Eurotiomycetes; Onygenales; Onygenaceae. The transcript is spliced from 2 exons. The record is from RefSeq and is a predicted model, not a curated record.